Vigna angularis (adzuki bean) is the source of this 1692-nucleotide messenger RNA. Its product is annotated as actin-related protein 4. Gene Ontology annotation, molecular function: chromatin binding. Gene Ontology annotation, biological process: regulation of transcription by RNA polymerase II. NCBI's taxonomy places the organism in Eukaryota, Viridiplantae, Streptophyta, Magnoliopsida, Fabales, Fabaceae. The coding region runs from base 169 to 1506 and encodes 445 amino acids. The record is from RefSeq and is a predicted model, not a curated record. Gene Ontology annotation, cellular component: NuA4 histone acetyltransferase complex; SWI/SNF complex. The transcript has 20 exons.
UUUGUUUGUACAGAUCUGAAGGGCCCAACCCAAGACGUGGCAUGGAUUGAAUCCCAGAAAACCCGCCAUCCUCUCUUCAUUCUUUUUCAUUUCCUUCUCACUGCUCUUUCUUUGCACUCUUUCUCAUCUAAACCCUUCAAUCUCAACUUUCUCUUACUCAAAUCAGUCAUGUAUGGCGGUGACGAAGUAUCAGCCAUAGUAAUAGACCUGGGUUCGCAUACAUGCAAAGCCGGUUACGCUGGCGAAGAUGCUCCCAAGGCCGUUUUCCCCUCUGUUGUUGGUGCAAUUGAUCAAAUGGACAUUGAUGGACCUGUUCAUGCUGGAGUGUCAUCUGGAUCUGCUGUGGAUUUACAAAACAAUAAAAAAAAUCAUGAAUCUGACAGAACCAAGGAAAAAUGCAAACUUUAUGUAGGAUCUCAGUCCUUGGGAUACCGUCGAGACUAUAUGGAGCUGCUCUCACCAUUGAAGAAUGGAGUUAUUGUUGACUGGAAUAUUGUUGACAACAUAUGGGAUCAUGCUUUGAGGGAAUGCCUCUUAGUUGAUCCUAAAGAGCGUCCAAUGCUACUUGCCGAACAAUGUUCCAACACUCAAGAACAGAGAGAAAGGGCAGCAGAACUUAUGUUUGAAAAAUAUAAAGUACCAGCAUUGUUUUUGGCGAAGAAUGCGGUUCUCACAUCUUUUGCAUCAGGGCGUGCUACCUCAUUAGUUGUUGAUAGUGGUGCUGGAUCAACUACAGUUGCACCAGUACUGGAUGGUUAUGUUCUUCAAAAGGCUGUGAUAAGUUCUCCUAUAGGAGGACAAUUUCUGACAGAAUGCUUGACGAGAAGUUUGGAAGCCAAAGGUAUCACACCAAGACCUCGAUAUUCAUUCAAGAAAAAGGAAAUAAGUCCUGGGAAUCUUCAGAUUGUAGACCUUGAUUUUCCACAUACAACAGAAGGCUACAAACUCUACUGCCAGAGGGUUAUUGUUGAAGACAUCAAGGAAUGUGUUUGCCGAACACCAGAUUCUCCAUAUGAUGAGAGUGCGUAUUCUAAUAUUCCUAUGACUCCAUACGAGCUUCCUGAUGGCCAAAUUAUUGAAGUCGGAUCUGAUAGAUUCAAGAUUCCUGAUAUUCUUUUUAAUCCAUCUCUUGUUCAGACAAUCCCUGGCAUGGAGAUUAUUGCAGAAAUUGCUCCUUCACUUCGCAGUCUUCCAAAAAUAAUCAUAGAGAGCAUUAAUAAGUGUGAUGUGGACAUUCGUAGAGAACUGUUUAGUACCAUACUGCUUACUGGUGGUACAGCUUCAAUGCAUCAACUGAAGGAACGCAUCGAGAAAGACUUGCUAGAGGGGUCCCCUCAAGCUGCUAGAGUUAAAGUAUUUGUCAGUGGCAAUGCUACUGAAAGAAGGUUCAGUGUUUGGAUAGGGGGAAGUAUAUUGGCUUCUCUUGGCUCCUUCCAGCAGAUGUGGUUCUCCAAGUCUGAGUAUGAAGAGCAAGGUGCUUCUUAUAUCCAAAGAAAAUGCCCUUGAGUUUCUAACGGGUGUGAUACAUGUUGAUUCUAAACUAGGCUGAUAUAGCUACACUGUAACUGGCAUAACCUCAUUUCCUUUUUUCUGCGUCGCCCUUGAUCCCCCUUUCCACAUUGUGUAAUGAAUAUGCUAUUGACAUUGUACUUGAUGAUGCUAAUGCAGUAGUAUCCGUGACAUUACUUGCAA